Molecule: messenger RNA, 4854 nt
Organism: Microsporum canis CBS 113480
Lineage: Eukaryota; Fungi; Ascomycota; Eurotiomycetes; Onygenales; Arthrodermataceae
Product: fatty-acid synthase alpha chain
Exons: 4
Coding region: 1-4854 (1617 amino acids)
Biological process (GO): long-chain fatty acid biosynthetic process
Cellular component (GO): fatty acid synthase complex
Molecular function (GO): holo-[acyl-carrier-protein] synthase activity; fatty acid synthase activity; 3-oxoacyl-[acyl-carrier-protein] synthase activity
Source: RefSeq, a predicted model, not a curated record
AUGUCAGAUCUCGUCAAUGACCAGCGCAAGCUGGCUCACACGUUGCUCGUUGAGCUUAUGGCAUACCAGUUUGCAUCCCCAGUACGAUGGAUUGAAACACAGGAUGUCAUUCUUGCGGAGAAGGCCUGCAGUAGAAUUAUAGAGAUUGGACCUACAAAUACCCUUGUGGGUAUGUUCCAACGGACAAUAAAUAGUUUAUAUCAGACUCAGGAGUGCAUCCUUCCUAUGCAACGACAGCUCCUUAAUUCAGAAAGGGACACAAAGAAGGUAUACUACGAAGCUACUACGGAUGUUGCAAUACCCAUGAAUGAGUUCAAGGAGAGGGAAGGAAGGGUAGAAUUAAAGGCAGCAAAUACGGGCUCUGGAGUAGUGCCUGUGGCCGCCAAAUCACCCGUCGAUGAAUUCGCUAUACAACCAGCACGCUCUGUUGGUGCCGAAGCCGACAUAGAUGACCGGCCCGUCAAGGCUCAGGAAAUUCUGAUUGCGAUUGUUUCUAAAACCCUUAAAAAGGCGCUACCCGAUAUAGAUGUCUCAAAAUCUCUUAAGAUGCUCGCUGGAGGUAGAUCUACACUAGAAAAUGAGAUAGUCGGGGAUCUCAGCGUCGAGUUUGGCUCUUUGCCUGAUCGUGUUGAGGAUCUUCCUCUAGCUGAAUUAUGGGACACGGUGCAAUUAAGCCACAAGGGGGCCCUAGGCAAGAUAUCCACGGGCAUGAUUAAUUCGAUGUUUACCGCGAAGAUGCCAGGUUCUUUUACUACGGCUGUGGCCAGGGAGAGGCUUCAGACACAAUGGCAUCUGCAACAGGGCAGGCAGGACUCAUGUCUGAUAUUAGCCACAACAAUACAACCAGCUACGCGAAUAACAGCUCAAUCAGAAGCAGCGAAAUUCAUCGACCUUGUGGUCGAGGAGUAUUCGUUAAGAGAAGGGAUUGUUCUUGGGCGAGGCACCUCAGCGAGCGAUCAGCCAACCCCGGGUACAAUAAUGGUCGAUGCCGAAGCUGUCCGGGCGCUCUCAGAGUCACAACACGUACUGUCAAAAAAGCUGCUUAAGGCUUACGCAUCACACCUUGAAUUAGAAUACGAUCCAGAGAGGCAAAUCCUAGGUAGCUCUCAAGAGGGCGCUGCCGCGAAAUUGCAAACAGAACUUGACCUUUGGAUUGCAGAGCAUGGCCAAGAAUAUGCCGACGGUAUUCGCCCAAUCUUCGACACUCGGAAAGUCAGGACCUACAAUUCAUCAUGGGCUUGGGCCCGCCAAAGCCUUAUCGAACUCUUCAUCUCCGCAUCAGCAACUGAACGGAGGGAUGUACAUCUCGACCCAGACAUGGUUUCAAAGACGUGCCAUUUUAUUGCAAAUGCAGCAGAAGAGAAUAUCAUCCCUAUUAUUCAAGAAAUGAAAACAAAAUUCCAUUCCCAUCCUCUACUCGAGCCCAUUUUCUGUGGGCUUGAAAGAGCAUGCAGGGCCAGGCUUCACUCAGGGCCUGUUUAUCAGGGGACUCCAAAGAACCUUGGCCCAUGCACUACUAUUAGUCCUGAGGGCAACUUGCGAUAUGCCGAGAAUGAGCGCAAGGAAUCAAUUCGUUUUGCCGACUUAACUAUACCGACUACUUACGUUGCUGAACCCUACCUCCACUUAAAAGAAAAACUUCCUCAAGGAUGGAUGUAUAGCAGGAAACUGACUAGUCAUCUAUAUGCAGCCAUUGACCAGGUAGAGAAGCAAGGAGAGUCUUUCAGCGAUCAAACCGUGUUGAUAACUGGCGCUGGCAUCGGCUCUAUUGGUGCUUCUAUGAUCUGCCAUUUUCUUCAAGGAGGCGCCAGAGUGCUGACGACCACAUCAUCGUUCUCUCCAGAAACGGCCAGGAAAUACCAGUCGAUCUACACUGAACAUGGAGCUCGUGGUUCUCAACUGAUUGUGAUUCCCUUCAACCAGGCUAGCACGCAGGAUGUCAUAUCGCUUGUCGAGUAUGUCUACGAUGCAAAGGGCCUUGGAUUGGAUAUAGACUACUUAGUUCCCUUUGCGGCGAUAAGUGAAAGCAGAAAACUUGACACCAUUGGCUCGAAGUCGGAACUCGCCCAUCGUAUAAUGUUAACAAAUGUCCUUCGGCUACUAGGGGCGGUGAAGUCUACAAAAGAAAAGUACGGAUAUCUAUCUCAUCCAGCACAGGUAAUAUUGCCUCUAUCUCCCAAUCAUGGAAUAUUCGGCGGAGACGGCUUGUACGGAGAAUCUAAAAUUGCUCUUGAGACACUUUUUAACCGCUGGCACUCAGAGGACUGGCAGGACUAUCUGUCAAUAUGCGGUGCAGUAAUUGGAUGGACUCGAGGCACGGGUUUGAUGAAUCAAAACGACUUGGUAGCGGAAGGCAUCGAAGCUGCAGGUAUACGAACAUUCUCGCAAGAAGAAAUGGCGUACGCUCUUGUUUGUCUUUGUAUACCUACCAUAAAUGCAAUUUGCCAGGAGCAGCCCAUCUACGCCGACCUCACGGGGGGUAUGGGCAGAGUGAAGGACCUUCCUGGGAAACUACAUAGUCUUCGCCAUCAACUCAACGAUCGCAGUGACCUUCAAUCUGCACUUUUUGCCGAGCUGAAAUUCGAGCAACAGUGUAAUAUACCCACCAGUUUGACAUCACCGACCGAAAUACGUGCACAUAAACUAGACCAGAGAGCUCAUGUACGGCCGGACUUCCCAAAAGUCCUUCAAUAUGACAAAGAUAUCGCUCCCCUUGGUCUAGAUCUAUAUGAAAUGGUAGAUCUCCAGCGCGUGGUUGUCAUUACUGGUUUUUCUGAGCUAGGCCCUCAUGGCAAUUCUCGAACUCGAUGGGAGAUGGAGGCCUACGGCCAAUUUUCCCUUGAGGGUGCUGUUGAAAUGGCCUGGCUAAUGGGGCUCAUCCACUACACUACCCGAAAUAUCAAUGAUUCUAAGAGCAAGGAACCCGUGGCAGAGUUGAAAGUAAAGGAAAUAUAUGAGGAGCAAAUUCUAGCCCAUUCGGGCAUUCGAAUUAUUGAACCAGAACUAUGUGACGGUUAUGACCCGAAUAAGAAACAAUUCCUCCACGAGGUGAUCCUCCAGGAGGAUCUGGAGCCACUUUAUGUUCCUGAAUCUCUGGCUGAGCAGAUGCGGCUAGAGCAUGGCGAUUUCGCUACUAUUGGCAAAUCUUCUAAACCCGACAUUUAUUGCGUUAGACUACACAAAGGAGCGAAGCUAUUUAUCCCACGAGCUAUGAAAUUUAGCCACACAGUCGCCGGACUAAUUCCUACCGGCUGGGAUGCUAGAACAUACGGGAUCCCAGAGGAAAUUAUAACGCAAGUUGAUCGUGUUACCCUCUUUACGUUGGUGUGUGCUAUAGAGGCUCUUAUUUCAUCUGGUAUCAGCGAUCCGUACGAACUUUAUCAGUAUAUCCAUAUUUCAGAGGUUGCCACCUGCAUCGGGUCUGGGAUCGGAGGAGUAUCCUCCCUAGGCAAAAUGUUCAAUGGACGUUCUAUGGACAAGGAUGUACAGAAAGAUAUCCUACAGGAAACGUUUAUAAAUACAAUUGGCGCUUGGGUAAAUAUGCUAUUGCUAUCUGCUAGCGGCCCAAUUCGCACCCCAGUAGGAGCAUGCGCUACAGCAGUUGAGUCUUUGGAGCUCGGGCAUGAUACCAUUAUCUCUGGGAAAGCAAAGUUCUGUCUAGUUGGCGGCUGUGAUGACUUUAGUGGCGAGACAUCAUACGAGUUUGCAAAUAUGAAGGCAACUAGCAACGCCACUGAGGAGUUCAUGCGUGGUCGAGAGCCAAAGGAAAUGUCGCGGCCUGCAACAAGCACCCGUAAUGGUUUUGUUGAAUCCCAAGGUUGCGGACUUCAGGUCCUUACCACUGCUGAGUUAGCAUUGAAAAUGGGACUACCAAUUCGGGGCAUUGUGGCAUUUGUUGGUACUUCCAGUGAUAAAGCUGGAAGGUCUCUUCCAGCGCCGGGUAAAGGUAUAUUGACAAAUGUCAAGCAUGCCACAUCUAACGUGGCCUCUACGCUUCCGAACGUUGGUGGUCGAAGGAAAAGACUAGAUAUCCGCCGACAACAAAUCGCGCUAUCAAGAGAUGCUUCAUUGGCAGAGUUAGAAUCUGAAUUACUAGCGGCGGUUACUCAAGACCCAUCGACUGGUGCAAACAUAUACCUUCAAGAGCGCCAACGGCACAUUUUAGCAGAAUUUCAAAGGGAGACCAGCGAAGCCCAGUACGCUUUGGGCAAUAAUUUCUGGCGUAACGACCCCUAUAUUGCGCCCAUUGCUGGUGCUCUAGCCACUUGGGGUUUAACCAUCGACGAUCUCGGCGUUGCCUCCUUUCAUGGGACGUCUACUGUCUUAAAUGACAAGAAUGAGUCUGGCGUUAUCCAGAAGCAACUUCUCUCACUAGGCCGACGAAGGGGAAACCCAAUUCUGAGUGUGUUCCAGAAAUACCUAACUGGCCAUUCCAAAGGCGCAGCUGGUGCGUGGAUGCUGAAUGGUGCGUUGCAGAUGUUGGAUUCGGGACUAGUUCCCGGUAACCGAAACGCAGAUAAUAUCGACCCAGUUUUGAAAGAGUUUGACCUCAUCGCCUAUCUCCAGCGAUCCAUCCAGGUAGACGAAAUAAAGGCUGUAUCAAUAACAUCGUUUGGGUUUGGGCAAAAAGGCGCCCAGGCUAUCUGCGUGCAUCCUAAAUAUUUGUUUGCCACCAUAGGGAGAGAAACCUAUGAGAAUUACUUAGGUCGCCGGAUGGCUCGACAGAGAAAAGCAGAUGCCUAUUUCUAUCAGGGAAUGAACUCCAACACAUUAUUCAAAGCUAAAUCGGCGCCCCCAUUCCCAGUAUCGAAAGAGGAGGAUACUUACCUUGACCCUGAGGCUCGAUUUCCAUAG